UGUCCUCUCUGCUGACUUUCCUCCGUCAUCACAUCACAAAGCAAGCAGAAGACCUGCAGGUCGCAUCAAUGGAGCGCUGCGCUUGGCCUAAGAACCUCUCCUCAAGCCGCAAGCACGCGAUCAAGGAGCUCCUCCAUGGCCAGAAUCCCACGAAGAAGAUCAGACAUCUCUUCGACGCUCACUCUCAAACUGGCAAUAACACAGCGCAGCCCUUGAUUGCGGAAGAUCUGAUCGUCAACGUCCUCAGGUCGUUCAGCAACACCCUAUCCCUAUCGAGCAGUGCCGCCGAGUCUGCGUCCUACGAGGUCUUGCAGGUCCCGACCAACGCCUGUGUUAGGUCCGAGGUCUCCGAGGAAGUCUCCGAGGAGAGCAUCAAGCCCCCGCCGGUCCCGACCAACGCCUGUGUUGGGUCCGAGGUCUCCGAGGGAAGUGAGAGCAUCCACACCCCGGUCCCGAGAAGGAAUUCGGAUACAUGGACAAGACUGGACCUGAAUUUGAUAGAUGACGGGAGCUACUUCAGGUGCGCUCACAGAUUCGUCCAGGGAUGUCUAGCAGUCAAGCAUGUCCAAAAGAUCGAGGAUGACGCAACCCUUUACAUGGUCACAUACAGAGGACCCCACACUUGCUUGGUCAACUCCUCCAUCCCCUUAAGUUUCAACACUAGCCUCAUUGCCGAACAAGACGACGACGACGGCGACUCCAUCUUUAUCAACUUCCAAUCCUCAUCAUCCGAUUACAACCCUGUGUUCAAAUCUGUCGGGGACAUCAAAUCCUGGUCAUGA
This is a messenger RNA of Rhodamnia argentea, 782 nucleotides long. Its product is annotated as probable WRKY transcription factor 70. The record is from RefSeq and is a predicted model, not a curated record. The coding region runs from base 69 to 782 and encodes 237 amino acids. Gene Ontology annotation, molecular function: sequence-specific DNA binding; DNA-binding transcription factor activity. Lineage: Eukaryota; Viridiplantae; Streptophyta; Magnoliopsida; Myrtales; Myrtaceae. The transcript has 3 exons. Gene Ontology annotation, biological process: regulation of DNA-templated transcription.